GAAUAAUAUUAUUUUAAUUCAUUUAUAGCCCACAGCAGUUUAAGGUGGAGGAUGGACAAGUAUUGGGCAACCCAAUUUGGAUUGGUCUUACUGGGUAUAUGAGUGUUUGUGUAUGUGUCCCACAGAGAUUCGGCAGUAAGUUCCUGGUUCACCUGGUUACGUUGGAGGCUAAGAACGUUAAAGAGUGUUUCACCUUUGCCCUGGUGAUGGUACUGGAUAUGAUACAUGUCCCAAAGCAAACAUGUUGAAGCCAGAGAGCUCAUGUACUCAGGAGCGCUGUUGUUCUUCAGUCAUGGCCAACAAAACAGUGCUGCAGACUUAUCCAUGCUGGUCUUAGAGUCUCUGGAGAAGGCAGAAGUGGAUGUGUCCAACGAGUUACUGGAAAAUCUGGCUAAAGUGUUUAGUUUGAUGGAUCCGAAUUCUCCAGAGCGAGUGGCUUUUGUGUCUAGAGCCCUGAAAUGGUCCAGUGGAGGAUCUGGGAAGCUGGGCCACCCCCGGCUCCACCAGCUGCUGGCCCUCACCCUGUGGAAAGAACAAAACUAUUGUGAAUCUCGGUAUCACUUCCUGCACUCUACUGAUGGAGAAGGAUGUGCCAAUAUGUUAGUAGAAUAUUCUACCUCAAGGGGAUUUCGCAGUGAGGUGGACAUGUUCGUGGCCCAGGCUGUCCUACAAUUUCUCUGUUUAAAAAAUAAAAACAGUGCAUCAGUGGUCUUCUCAACGUACACCCAGAAGCAUCCGUCAAUCGAGGACGGGCCUCCGUUUGUACAGCCCCUGCUCAAUUUCAUCUGGUUCCUGCUGUUGGCUGUGGAUGGCGGCAAGCUGACAGUGUUCACAGUGCUAUGUGAGCAGUACCAGCCGUCCCUCAGGAGGGACCCAAUGUACAACGAGUACCUCGACAGGAUAGGACAGCUCUUCUUCGGUGUGCCGCCCAAGCAGACGUCUUCCUAUGGAGGCUUGCUAGGUAAGCCCAGGAGCAGAGGGUGCCUCUAGCCAGGUGGGCACGACAGUCUCCUCAUGGGCUCCCUGUGCCUGGCCCACCUCCAGGUCCUCUUUGGCAUCUUCCCAAAAUAGAGGUGCGGACAGUUGUGUCCAGGGUGCACUCACCAUUGGCCACAGUUGAGUCUGUGUUUCUGACCUACCACUGCAGUCCAGGCCCUGUCUACUGCGGCCUCGGGCCUGGUCCCCUGGAUGCCACACAGUCUGCUCUGAGCUUGGACUGUGAACGUGUCCUUCCACCAGGGCAGGGCCAGUGAGGUCUUUUAUGUAAUAGAGAUUUUAAACGUGUUCAGUUUUGUUUUUUGAAUAGUAAAUCAUAUUUCACAGAGUUUAGAAUUCAGAAGUACCCACCUCUCGGCCUGUCUCCCUGCUCCUCAGUUCUCCCGUCGGGGGCAAACAGCCCUGAGGUUUCUCUUGCUUCCUGGCAGGAUGACUCCGCAUGUGCCAGCCAAUACACAGCUGGCUUCUUCUCUGUCAGUGGUGCCAGGUUGUGCCCAGUGCCUGCACCUCGGGCUUGUACCUGCGAGAGCUAGGGGUGCUCCACUGCAAGCUGUGCUGCCGUGCAUAACUGCAUCCGCGUGUACCCACGUCGGAGGGGCUCGGGCAGGGCGUGGUGUGUGUUUCUAAUUUUCAGAGAGGCUUCCAAGUUGCACUCCAUGGAAAGGCCUUUCUUGUUGAGAUUACUUUAAAAGUUGUUUCCUCUUAAUUGUAGGUUUCACUUUUUCCCUGUACAUUUUAUCUUUUUGGGGUUUAUGUUCAGUGGAAGGGGCAGGUGGAGGCCCUCUUGCCUUCUUCCGCAGUGGUCAGUGCACUGGCACCACCACCAUGUAGUGAAGUGGUGCCACCAUGCCUCCCACAUUCCCGUGCACCGAUGGGCCUCUGCGGGACGGUGGUACCUUGGGAGUGAGGGUGCAGGUCAGUGUGUGCUCAUGUCUUAGCUUGAAACGAUGGCUUAAUGUUUUUAUGUCAAUCAGGUUCCAUCCCCCAGCACCACACCCUAUCAGAAACGUCCUGACUUUUCAUGCUUUUUAUUUUUUCAUCAGAACUUCCUAGUUAGCUUUUCCAUUUCCCCCAGAAAUGCUGUUAACGUAUUCAUUGGGAUGGAGCUAACAGCAUUAGAGAGCAAGGAAGACUGCACCUCCACUGCUGUGUCUUUGUGUCCAAAGAACGUUAACUUCAUUUGUUCUGUUUCCCUCACAGUUUGGUUUAAGAGAAUUUUUUAAACUUUGAUUUUGUAUUUACAUAACAGUUGUUUCUUGGAUAAAAAUUUGGUGAGUAAAAGGACAGACAUCAACAGUGACAGCAGUUAGCAUUU
Molecule: messenger RNA, 2311 nt
Organism: Galeopterus variegatus (Sunda flying lemur)
Lineage: Eukaryota; Metazoa; Chordata; Mammalia; Dermoptera; Cynocephalidae
Gene: GET4
Product: golgi to ER traffic protein 4 homolog (S. cerevisiae)
Exons: 8
Coding region: 226-990 (254 amino acids)
Biological process (GO): protein insertion into ER membrane
Cellular component (GO): BAT3 complex; cytosol
Molecular function (GO): protein binding
Source: RefSeq, a predicted model, not a curated record